Molecule: messenger RNA, 3992 nt
Organism: Ostrea edulis (European flat oyster)
Lineage: Eukaryota; Metazoa; Mollusca; Bivalvia; Ostreida; Ostreidae
Product: alpha-L-fucosidase-like
Exons: 8
Coding region: 85-1464 (459 amino acids)
Biological process (GO): fucose metabolic process; glycoside catabolic process
Cellular component (GO): lysosome
Molecular function (GO): alpha-L-fucosidase activity
Source: RefSeq, a predicted model, not a curated record
AUUAGUUCCCCAUGGAUUAUGCAACGGGGAACCAGAUUAUCAAAACAAAUCUCACAUGACUUUCGUCCGUCUGAAGUCUGAACUAUGAAACUGAAAGUUGUUGGCUUCCUGCUAUUUCUGCAUAUUUAUUUGGUAAACACGGUUAAAUAUGAACCGAACUGGAGUUCCUUAGACACCAGACCUCUACCAAGCUGGUACGAUGAGUCGAAGAUCGGAAUUUUUCUUCACUGGGGAGUGUUUUCUGUUCCAGCCGUAAAGUCGGCAUGGUUUUGGUAUCAAUGGAAAACGGCAAAAGAUCCCGACAUAUUGAAAUAUAUGAAGGAUAACUACGCAGAGGAUUUCACGUAUGCAGACUUUGCCCCGGAAUUCCAUGCUAGGUUUUAUAAUCCUAACGACUGGGCUGAUCUCUUCAAGGCGUCAGGCGCAAAGUAUGUGGUGUUGGUGACAAAGCAUCAUGAAGGCUUCACCAUGUGGCCCUCCCCCGUCUCUUUUAAUUGGAAUGCUUAUGACGUGGGCCCAAAAAGAGACCUUGUUGGUGCCCUGAUGGACUCUAUCAGAAACAGGACAGACCUUCACUUUGGGGUGUACCAUUCUUUGUUUGAGUUUUACAACCCUCUGUACCUCCAGGAUGUGGCCAACAAAUACACAACACAGAACUUUGUUAGGAACAAAGCAUUGCCGGAGCUGUAUGAACUGGUGAACCGCUACAAACCUGAAGUCGUGUGGUCUGAUGGAGACUGGAAUGAAAACAGCUCGUACUGGAACUCCACAGAAUUCCUGGCCUGGUUGUUCAAUGACAGUCCAGUGAGAGACACUGUGGUGACCAAUGAUCGCUGGGGAAAAGACGCUAACUGUAAACAUGGAAGCUUCUGGAAUUGUCAGGAUAAGUUUAAACCAGGGAAAAUCAUUAAGCACAAGUGGGAAAACUGCAUGACUAUUGACAAGAAGGCUUGGACUCAUCGACGUCAAAUUCAGAUAGAAGAUGUACUGACGAUUGAGGAACUGCUGACGGAAAUAGCGGAGACUGUCAGUUAUGGGGGAAACAUCCUGAUCAAUGUUGGACCCACAGCUGAUGGAGUUAUCAUUCCUGUUUUCGAGGAGCGACUCCGACAGAUGGGACAGUGGCUCAAGGUCAACGGGGAAGCCAUUUACGAAAGCCAGCCGUGGUUUCAAGGCACAGAUAACAUAACAUUUCACGGAGUUUGGUACACCACAAAGAAGCAGGGAAAUGGGACAGCAGUUUACGGAAUCGUCACCAGCUGGCCCGAGGACAGUAGACUUCUGUUAGGUCUGCCAGUUCCCACAGCAACCACUCGGGUCACCAUGCUGGGUCUGAAAGAUCCACUGAAAUGGUCAAUGUAUAAGGGUGUUGCCAUGGCUGUGGAAAUGCCAGCUUUACCCCCGAAUAAGAUGCCAUGCAAUUGGGCAUGGGUCAUUAAAAUGGAGAAUCUCAAAAAUCAAUGAACACUGCAUGAUCUUGAAGUCAAUGGUAGAUUAUUAUCUUACAUUUCAACAGUACAACCAGGGCUCUACAUUAUCAGUAUCUUCCCCCCCCCCCCCCCCCAGAAAUUUUUCUAAAGUAUUUGAGAAAUGUUUGUGUGUGGGGGGGGGGGGGGUUGUUGUUGUUGUUGUUGAUAAGAGAUGGUGAUAUUAAUGAUAUAUACAUGUACUAUACACUUUGUUGUACAUUAGGGCUAUUCCAGCAAAAAACGUAUGGGGGUGGGGAGGCAGUUGAUAUUUUUUUGGAUGGUUGGUGGUGAUUUGGGAAAAUAUAUUUGUAUGGGUAAUGGUGAGUUGGCAAAAUGUAUUUGUAUAGGUGGUUGUCUUCUAGGUUAAAAAAAAAUAUGGGUGCUAGUGAAUUAUGAUAAAAAUGAAGACAUUACAAAGUCUAUCAUGUUGCAAAAUUUCUUUUAUUAUAAAAGAAGAGAAAGAAGAAAAACAGCCAUCCUACAUUAUGUAUGAAAAAAGAUUGAUAAAUGGGCAGAUAACUCUAUUCAAAGUAAAUGUUUCAGUUUGUGUAGAAAUGACAACAAUAAUAAGUGAACAAAUGAAAACGAAAUGUUUUCUGUUGGAGUGACAUGAUUAAAAGUAACACCAUCUCCAGAUAUGAUCUAUUAAGUGAUAUUUUUAGCGAACACGGAAGGAAACGAGAAGAAAAUUAUGUAUGAGUUAAGAAAGAAGUUGCAACCAUAAGCCCACCGAAACACGUUUCCACAUUUUUAUCAGCCAAUGACUUCGACAAUUAUUGUCAGGUCUUUCAAGGUACCAGGUAAUAAUAAUAUCCACAUUCAUGUUAAAAAAAAUUUAAAAAUGGCAGAAUUUUCUCAGCACGUUGUGAUGUGCCACACGUGUCUGAAACGCCAACAUGUACAACCUGUUGUUUUAACACAUAGGCCUAUGUCACGGCCAAGGUUUGAACCUACAACACUGCUAGAAGACCAAAUGCUAAACACUAGGCCACUACGGUAGUGUAAUAAUUGCGGUAUGAUCAAACCUUCUUUGUUAACUAUUAAAAUCAACAUGCUUAGAAUGACAUUACAACUUGAAUUUGGAUCAUAAAUUACAAUAUCAACAGUUGAAUAUUUAAUCACAUUAAUAUAGUCCAAAUUCAUUUAAAUUUGGGUAAUUUGUUCAUGUAAAUCACCCCAAAUUCUGGUUUAUCUGGAAAAUAGUUGCAUGUACAUAGGAUUAAGACCAAUAUGAACUUGUUGAAACUAAACUUUACUUUUAAAGGAAAAUCUUGUUAUACAGGUGAUUUCAGUAUUGAACUCUUAAUUUUAUUUGUAUGGGUGGUGGUGGCAGGGGAGAAUCUAAUUGUAUGGGUGGUGGUAGCGGAGGAAAAUUUAAUUGUAUGGGUGGCUGUCUUAAAAAUAAAGUGCCUUCCCUCCCUUUAUUGUUUUUGCAGGAAUAGCCCUUACACUCAUCAUUAACACAAUAUAUCAGAUAUCUUAUAAAUACUCUCACAAGUGCAUGUAAUAGCACAAUACUUUCAUUUCUUUUAUCAAGCAACAAUUUUAAAUUUUAUGGAUUAAUAUACAUGUAUUUUGAAAACAUUUGCAGACAAGUACAAAACAACAUUUUAUUUGGACUUUGGACUGGCGACAAGCCUCACAUUGCUAAUGUCAAGCUGUGAGUAGUUAAUAAAUUUGUAGAUUGUCCGUCUUUCUGUAGAGUGUAUGUGACUUUACAUAUGUGAACUGUACAUAUUCAUGUAUAUCAGGAAAUCCAUUUCAUAAUUCAUUAAAUAGUAAUGCUAUGUUGAAACCAUGUAUACCAUUGAAUAAAUCCAUCUCAUUUUGGAAGACUACUCAAUACAUUCCAAAGGUUUCUAUGUAAAUAUACUUGUUGCUAUAAACUGCAUGUAUAUACUUAUUUGAGCCCUAGACUUUAAGGUUAUUUCAUUGUUACUGUAAUAUGAUGUGAUGUACACUGUAUUCGUGUUUUCUUGCUUUGUACCUAAUAUUUUUGCAUAUUUAAAAUUUGGUACAGUACAUUAGUACUUUGUUCGAUCUGAUUUUAAAAGCUGCCAUACUAAUUUAUUUAGUUUAAACAUCACCAACUUCUUAUCUACAUGCACAAAAAUUUACCUUACAUUGUGCGUAUGGUAUCUUUUAAAUAACCAAGAUAAAAAUUUGGUAAUUAAAGGUCAAUGUCAAAAAGUUUAUUACAGGUAAAGGUUAAUUCCUACAUCAAGAUGAUGUUUUUCGUGACAGGAUUUAUCCAUGAUCUGGAGCAUGGUGUUCACAAACACAUGUUGUUCUUUCAUUUAUAAUAGCUAUUAAACAUGGUUAUGCAUGCCAUGUUCUUUUAUGUGCAAUCUAGCUACAAUUAGUUCUUAGUAUACAAUACUGAAAGUAUUGUGACUACUAUUGUUUGUGUAAUUUUUAUAACUAUAUAUUUUUAUACCUUAGAUCAAAGAUCAGAAGCAUGUUUACAUCAUGUAAAAUUUUGUGGAUCUGUCUACAACUUUAAUUAAACCUUUAUGCACAAGA